Messenger RNA from Setaria italica (foxtail millet), 2033 nucleotides. Its product is annotated as gallate 1-beta-glucosyltransferase. The record is from RefSeq and is a predicted model, not a curated record. Lineage: Eukaryota; Viridiplantae; Streptophyta; Magnoliopsida; Poales; Poaceae. The transcript has a single exon. Bases 400 to 1836 code for a protein of 478 amino acids. Gene Ontology annotation, molecular function: UDP-glycosyltransferase activity.
GAGGUUGCGGAGGUAAAUUCGCAAGUUCAGCAAGCUAGGUUCGCAAGUUCAGCAAGCUCGGGGUCAGGCAACCUGACAAGAAGAUCACUUCUCAACAGCGACCUGGCAACCAACGGAACAAAGCUAGCGACGGGGAUCAGAUCAUUACGGAAACCCAAUCUGCAUAUCUGCAAGAUUCAUUGAUGUCAGCAGUGUCGUCUCCUUAUUUCCGAAGAUCAAUGAUAAAAAGUGACGCCAGCCAGGAGCCCAGGAGAAGUGACACCCUGGCAUUGCACCUCAAGCUAAUCUGCGCUCCCGUCCCGGCUCGGUGCGUGUGCAAAGGCCGCAGCCGCCUCUUCCAUAUGAUAGCGCGAGCGUCUGACACCACACUUGAAUACUGGUGACCACAGCCCGCGGGAUAUGAGCCAAGAACCAGCCGCCGUAGCCGUCGUCUCCAUGACGUCCGCGCCGGACCAGCCUCGCCCCCACGUCCUCCUCGUCGCCGCCCCGUUCCAGAGCCACGUCAACCCGCUCCUCCGCCUCGGCCGGCGCCUGGCAGCCAAGGGCCUGCUCGUCACCUUCACCACCGCCCUCCGCGCCGGCAUCCGCCUCGGCCCCGGGGACGGCGACGACGGCGACGCGGAAGCGGAUGCCAGCCGCGGGAGGCUCCGUGUCGAGCGGCUGCGCGGGGGCGGGAUAUGGGCGCCCGACGACCCCCGGUUCCGGGUCGCGGGCGACAUGGCGCGCCACGUCGAGGCCGCGGGGCCUGCGGCGCUCGAGGAGCUCGUCCGCGGCCAGGCCGAGGCCGGGCGGCCCGUGACGUGCGUCGUGGCCAACGCCUUUGUGCCCUGGGCGCUCCGCAUCGCCGGCGAGCUGGGCCUCCCGGGCGGCAUGCUGUGGAUCCAGUCCUGUGCGCUCCUGUCCGUGUACUACCACCACGUCCACGCGCUCGCGGCGUUCCCCGAGGCGGACGCGCCGGGCUCCGUGACGCUCCCGGGGCUCCCGGAGCUGGACGCCGACGACCUCCGGCCCCUCCUGAUCUACGCGUCCGGCCACGAGAUUUGGCGUCAUAUGCUCGUCGAGGACCUCGGCCGCGCCACGGAGACGGUGCCGUGGGUCUUCGUGAACACCUUCGACGAUCUCGAGCACGCGACCAUCUCGGGGCUUUGCGAGCACUUUCCGGUCAUACCGGUCGGUCCACUCAUCGACCCAGACGACGCCGACGGCGAAUCCUCCUCGGCCGCCGCCGACGACGGCUGCACGUCCUGGCUCGACGAGCGCCCGCCGCGGUCCGUCGUGUUCGUUGCGUUCGGGAGCCUGGUGAACAAUGACUCCGACGAGGUGGCGGAGAUAGCCGCGGGGCUUGCCAGCACCGGCCGGCCGUUCCUGUGGGUGGUGCGCGACGACAACCGCGCGCUCCUCUCCUCGGACGCCCUCGCGGCCGCCUGCUGCGGCCGGGGCCGGGGCAAGGUGGUGCCGUGGUGCGCGCAGGGGCGCCUGCUCGCGCACCCGUCGGUGGGCUGCUUCGUGACUCACUGCGGGUGGAACUCCACCGCCGAGGCGCUCGCCGCGGGCGUCCCGGUCGUGGCUUCCCCGAGGUGGUCCGACCAGCGGAUCAACGCGAGGUUCCUGGUCGACGUGCACCGGGUCGGCGCCCGCGCCCCGACGCCGCUGACAAGGGACGCCCUGCGCGAGCGCGUCGAGGAGGUGAUGGGCGGACCGGAGGCCGAGGCGAUGGCGCGGCGGGCGGCGAGCUGGAGGGAGAAGGCGCGCGCGGCGGUGCGCGACGGCGGCUCGUCGGACCGCGGCGUCCAGGCGUUCGUUGACCAGAUAAGGCACGUGGGAGCCCGGCCCUGAUUUGCUCGCCGCUCGGGUCAUGCACAUCGCCCUGGCGGUUUGGCGCUUUGCAGAGAAGUGACGGCGGGUGGGGACGCGCAGCUCCCGUUGGCCGUUGCAUACUUGCAUUCUGCGGGGGGUGUUUGGAAGACAGGGGUUAAAUUUUAGCCCCUGUCACAUCGUAUGUUUGGAUACUAAUUAGGAAUAUUAAACGUAAU